GGUCACAGUGGCCAGUGAGGGAGACUCAGAGAGCAGGCAGCGGACGGAGCCCGACCGUCCAUGGUGCAGGAGGUGGGGGAUGAUCAAGUGUUUCUCGGCAGGACCGUGACAUAGGAGGACAGGAAGGAAGCAGGCCUCACCUCUCUUCAGUUGGGUGUUUCCCAAGCUGUGCCCUGGUGUCACGUUUUCCGUCGGGAUUUCUCAAUCAAAAGAAGCUGUGGAACUUUGGGGGCAGCAUCUUCUAGCAGCAGCAGAGGAGCCUGGAGGAGGGAAGGAUGGAGGAGCCGAGAGUGCAGGGGUGGCUGCUGCAGGGGCUGCUGGUGCUGCUGCUCUGCGUCUCAGGGCUCCAUGCGGAAGACCUGGGUGAGGAGUGCAGGUGCCUAGUGGAAGGGCGAAACUUCACAGAGUUCUACCACUAUAACCAGAGGUACAAGUACCACUCCAAGGCCUGGCAGCGAGUGGAGAGCCAGGGCCCCCCAACGACUCUGGUGGAGACAGAGACACAAAACGAUGACAUGAAUCGGGCCCAGGUGGGGAGGUUCCUCCUGGAGGACAGCCCCAGCACUGGCUUCAUUACCAUCACCAUGAUGCAGCUCCAGAGGCAGGAUGUGGGGCUGUACCAGUGUGUCAUCCUCCACGAUCCCCCCGUUCGCCUGUCGUAUCGGAUUCGGCUGGUGCUGUGCUCAGAAUCUUCAGGUCCCCAGGCCUCCGACCCGACAUGCCAGGGUUUGGCCACAGACCCUGCUCUUCCCGCCGCCACGCGUCCGACCUCCAGGUCGGCUGGUCUUCACAUCUUUCGCACCACAAAGAGGCUGAGCACAACCAGCGCUGUGACUCAGCCUCUCUCUAAGCCAACCACUGCUUCUCUUGACCCAGGAGUCAACUUCACGAACGUGACGGGUGUCAUCAGAACUGGGAACGAAUUCAAGGCCUUCACACUGAGCUAUAGCCUCAGCUUUAAAAAAAAAAAAAAACUAUUUGAGACAGUCUCAGGCAAGUACCCAGGCUAGACUUGAACAUGUAAUCCUCACGCCAGAGGCUGGGGUUACAGGUGUGGACCACUGAGCUUAGAGCAUUUGUAUUUCUGCACUCACAGUCGUGGGGUCCGGGCAGCCCAAAGGAUGCCAGCGGCAGGCAGGUUCCAGGCAUCUAGGGCAGCAGGGGAGCCCGUGUGCAGCCCCUAAAGAUGCCCUGCGAUGGGUGUGUGCAGAGGGCUCCCGGGGAGAAGGCAGAGCUGGGCUGGGGAUGGAGUCAGUGAGCCCCAAAGCAGGGACCUGCAGGCAGCUGAGCUCCAGCCAGCGCAGAGCCAGGCACGGUAGUGGGUGCGGUUUGAACCACGGAGGACAGGACAGACUCUGGCUUCUCUGUCUUGGGGACCCGGUAGCCAGCACCGCUUCGGGGGAGCUUGACCAGGACCAGGAGGCCUGGGCAUGGCAUCCCCUGAGACACAGGGCAGGGCAGGGCAGGGGGCCGGGGUGGACAUCAGCACAGAGGAGCUCUUUGACUUUUGCUCUUGUGCCUUGUGCCUCCCUCUUUAGCAACCUGUGCGUUUGGUUAUAAAUUUUGCACAGGCAAAUGUGCUGAUUUCAAAAUUAUUGCUUUGCUUAAUUGUGCUUGAUUCUAUUCUGGAAACUUUGUAGUUUUUUUUUUCCCAUUCAUUGAAAUCCUUUGGGGAUUCAGAGUUAUAGAAAGAUUUUGUGUUUCUUCGUACACCUUUGCAGACACCGCGAGACUAUUCACUAACACAGUUCUGCUGAUUUGCAGGACUGCAGUUUCCCUCGGGUGUUAAUUUCUCUUGUAGCGAUUGGGAGUACUGGGGAUUGAACCCAGGGCCCUCAUGCUGAGUUACAUCCCCAGCCUUUUAAAAGGUUUUAAAUUUUGGAACAGCGUCCUGCGAGGUCACAGGGAUGGCCUUCUGUUUGUCUGUGGACAUCCAUCUCUCUUUGUGUCCGCGUCUUAGCACGUAGAGUCCUUGUGUUCUCUCCUCUCCUGCAUCUGCUGAUGGACAGGCCAGGCUGCUGGUCUCACUCCUUGUUUUUAUGGUGUCAGCCGAUAUCCAUGUGAGACUUGUAGAAUCGUUUUGCUCAAACCUAAAAUUUUAUGGCGGGAUUUCCUUUAGGGUUGAAUUGUUGAAUUAUAGAUGAAGAAACUGAGGCUGGAGGUUUGGGCUAACAUAGGAAACAGAUCUGGGAUGGAGAAUAAAGACAGUGUCCCAGCCCCCGGGGCCACUUUCUCUACUCAUCACAGAGAAGCUGAAGCCACCAGGGCUAUCCUUCCUCCCUGUGCCUCCCCUGGCCGUGAGCCCAGAUUCCACUGAGCAGCUGUGUUACGGGAAACGAAACCAGCGGCCCUGCCCGGGCCCGGUGAGGUGGGGAAGGUGUGGGAGGCCUCUGCGGACCUGGAAGAAAUCCCGUCAGUGUCCUCGCCAGGGACGAUUCAUUCAGUGUCUUUCUCCCCAGGGUCCCCUUCUUCAGCAUCCACAUUCUUGUGGUCUUUGGACUCUUGCACAAGAGCCUGGUCUUCAUCGCCCUGUUUGUUGUCACCCAGCAGUCAUUUGGGCGAUGAACGCUUGACCCCGACCCCUCACCUCCAGCUGGAGCUAUGU
Messenger RNA from Cavia porcellus (domestic guinea pig), 2605 nucleotides. It is a transcript of the gene Trem1, whose product is annotated as triggering receptor expressed on myeloid cells 1. The coding region runs from base 276 to 1010 and encodes 244 amino acids. Lineage: Eukaryota; Metazoa; Chordata; Mammalia; Rodentia; Caviidae. The transcript is spliced from 4 exons. The record is from RefSeq and is a predicted model, not a curated record. Gene Ontology annotation, biological process: neutrophil chemotaxis; cytokine production involved in immune response; chemokine production.